Syngnathoides biaculeatus (alligator pipefish) is the source of this 631-nucleotide messenger RNA. RefSeq names its product sodium channel, voltage-gated, type II, beta (gene scn2b). The transcript has 4 exons. Gene Ontology annotation, cellular component: membrane. NCBI's taxonomy places the organism in Eukaryota, Metazoa, Chordata, Actinopteri, Syngnathiformes, Syngnathidae. The record is from RefSeq and is a predicted model, not a curated record. The coding region runs from base 1 to 570 and encodes 189 amino acids.
AUGGACGUCAUCGUGCCCACGAAAAUCAACGUCAUGAACGGAUCGGAUAUCAAAAUCCCGUGCACGUUCACCUCCUGCUACAAGAUCGACGCCAACAAGUUUGUCAUGAACUGGACGUACCACGAAUCGGUCAACGACACGGAGCGCGUGCUUUUGGCGUACUACAAGAAAAAGGGAAUGGUGGCGCUGCGCCCCGACCGCUUCGCCGAUCGGGUCCAGUUUGCGGGGAACCUGGAAAAGAACGACGUGUCCAUCACUUUGUUGGACGUGCAGGAGGAAGACGAAGGCAUUUACAACUGUUACGUCAUCAAUCCUCCGGACCGCAUACACGGACGCGGGGCCGUCAAGCUCAACGUGUUCACUGAACUCCCCCCGCCGAGGGACUCCACCAUCGCGGUGGCCAUCGGGGCGUCGGUGGGCGGCGUGCUGGCCCUCCUCAUCCUCUCCAUGGUGGUGGUGAAGUUUCUCCGGCAUCACCUCAAGCGGGAUCUGAGCUCGGAGGAGAAGAUGGAGGAGGAGGGCAAGCUCGAGGCCGAGGGGGCCGCCGAGGAGGGAACCAAACAACCAUAAAUGGGCGACCGCUCCGCACGGCUGCAAAACUGCCAACCCAGCACCCCCCUGCCACCCCCCC